Molecule: messenger RNA, 2163 nt
Organism: Microsporum canis CBS 113480
Lineage: Eukaryota; Fungi; Ascomycota; Eurotiomycetes; Onygenales; Arthrodermataceae
Product: pre-rRNA-processing protein ESF1
Exons: 2
Coding region: 1-2163 (720 amino acids)
Biological process (GO): rRNA processing
Cellular component (GO): nucleus
Molecular function (GO): RNA binding
Source: RefSeq, a predicted model, not a curated record
AUGGGGGAAAAAAUGGCUUCAAAAAAGAAAAAGGCCCGUUCUUCGGGGCAGAGCUCUGCCAAUGUCAUAUCUGAUCCCCGAUUCGCAAACAUCCAAUCUGAUCCUAGAUAUCGGUUACCGAGCAAGAAACAUACUCACGUUAAGCUCGAUAAGCGCUUCUCACACAUGCUGCGCGACUCUGAUUUUUCCAAGAAUGCCCCUGUUGAUCGGUACGGAAGAAAGCUGGCACGAGAUGACACGCGUAAACAGCUGGAGAAAUUUUACAGAUUUGAUGAAGAUGAUGAGGAUAAGGAUGAACAAGACGAGUAUCUUGAGGAGGGCUAUUUAAGUAUUGAUGACGAUGACGAAGUUCAAAAGGAAUUACAAAGAGUGGAAAGGGUAGGCUAUGACCCGGCGCGUGAUGGUGGAUUUGAAUCUUCUUCCUCAGACGAGAGUUCAAGUGAUGAGGAAGAGGAUGAAGAUGCGGAUAAUAUAGGCGAGGAGCUCCCUGGCCCGGGCCAACAAGAUACUGAUAUCCCUACUGGAGACUAUACGGAAAGAAUAGCUGUGGUGAAUCUUGACUGGGAUAACAUUAAAGCUCAGGAUUUAAUGGCUGUAUUCACGAGUUUCCUUCCCGCAGGUGGUGCAAUUCGGAAAGUCUCAAUCUAUCCUAGUGAAUUUGGACGUGAGAGGAUGGAAAUGGAAGAGAUGGAUGGGCCUCCAAAGGAGAUAUUUUCUCAGAAUACCAAAGGAGAGGACGAGGACUCUUUAUCGGAGGAAGAAGAUGAGGAAGAGGUGGAGGAAAAGAUCAAAAAUUCGCUUCUUGUUGAAGGCAACGGCGAUGAUUUUGAUGCUGGAAAACUACGCCAAUAUCAGCUGGAGAGGCUGCGGUACUUCUAUGCUAUUCUGACAUGUUCAUCGAGAGAAGUGGCCAAACACAUAUAUGAUGCCGUUGAUGGAACGGAGUACAUGAGCAGUGCCAACUUCUUUGAUCUUAGAUUUGUCCCCGAUUCGACUGAUUUUACGGAUGACGUUCCUCGAGACGAGUGUACGAGAUUGCCCGAUGGAUACCAACCAAGUGACUUUGUUACCGAUGCAUUACAACACAGCAAAGUCAAACUGACCUGGGAUGCGGAUGACCGGGCGAGAAAAGAAGCACAGGAAAGAGCAUUCAAGGGAAGCAGGAAGGAAAUCGAUGAAAAUGAUCUCAAGGCUUACCUGGGAAGUGAUAGCUCUGAAGAUGAGGCUGAAGCUGCGGACGUCAUGGAAACUGGGGCCACACAGAAGCUAAGCAAGAAAGAAGCAGAGCGUGCUAGAGUUCGAGCCUUGCUUGGCCUUAGUGACAAGCCUGAAGCUGGUAAGAAGGAAGCAAAACCGGUUGGAGAGAUGGAAGUCACAUUUUCAGCCGGACUGUCGGCCGCCCCCGCAAAGGAAACGGUGUUCGCAAAUGAACCUGAAAAGGAGGAAACCACAAGAGAGAAAUAUGUUCGAAAGGAACGAGAGAGGAAGCAAAGGCGAAAGGCCAGGCUAAAGGCGAGCAGGUCUGGCGAAGGAACCCAUGAAGGAGAAAAUGAUAACAAAACCGGCGAGACUAAAGGGGCCGAAGAGGAUCUCGGUUUUGAUGAUCCUUUCUUUACCGCACCCGAGCUUGACGCUGCUAAUGCUGCCAAACAGCGCAAAGAAGAGAAGAGAAAGCAACAAGAGCAACGAAGAGCUGAGGAAGAAGCAUCUGCAUCUAAGAGGGCUGAACUUGAACUUCUUAUGAUGGAUGAUGAUAAGGCGGCACCAAUCGCACACUUUGAUAUGAAUGAGAUUGAAAAGGCCGAAAAACGGUCACGCAAAAGUGGCAAGCAUAAAAGGGGGAAGAAGGAUACAACCGAAGCCGAACCUGUGGAUAACUUUGAGGUGAACGUCAAAGAUCCUAGAUUCCAAAGUCUGUUUGAGAGCCACGAAUACGCUAUUGAUCCCACGAACCCCCGAUUCAAGCAAACGAAGGGUAUGAAUACAUUGCUUGAAGAAGGUCGAAAGCGAAGACGCCACAUCGAUGAUGCAGAACGCAGUGAUGAAAAGGCUGGCCAUAAACAAAAGAAAAAUAAGCAGAGUAAGUCAAGUUCAGCUGUGGCAGAUGAUGGUGAAGCUGUCAGCAAGCUCGUCGAAAAGGUGAAGGCAAAGACGAAAAAAUGA